Molecule: messenger RNA, 1935 nt
Organism: Baudoinia panamericana UAMH 10762
Lineage: Eukaryota; Fungi; Ascomycota; Dothideomycetes; Mycosphaerellales; Teratosphaeriaceae
Exons: 1
Coding region: 114-1754 (546 amino acids)
Source: RefSeq, a predicted model, not a curated record
CUGUUUAUAUCUUGCUAUCUCGCUCACUUUCAUCCCUUGAUGGCUGAGGUAGCCAUCAUCUUACAUCGAGCACGCCGAACAAUGAACACGGAGCAUAUCCAAAGUCAGGAGAGAUGCAUUCGCAGCGCUUGAUCUUCGCGCUGCUCCCGCUACUGUUCGCACAGCAUGCAGCAGGCUUCACCCGAUGCGACAUCUCCCAUUGCAGGACGAGUAUUGCAAGUGCUUUGCAAACCAACCCUGUGUUUGGGUACGAUGACACGGUCUUUGCCAACAUACCCGCAGGUCCAGACAAUGCAACAUUGUGGUUACAUGGGUGCGAGAUGUUCUGUGCGGCCAACAGAACAAUCGUAGACGACUGCCCCGCACGCCUGGUGCAAUGGUUUCUCCCCGUGCUCUUCCUCGUCGUGAGUGUCAUUACGCCGCCGAUGGUGCCUUGGGCCCGUGUCUGGAUCGUCCUGCGACCGGUGGCUGAUCCAUGGUCGGCUGUCUUUGCGCUUGCCUAUCAUAUUGAGCUCGCGCAUAGGUGCUGUCUUGCUGUCCAACCACUGGCAGCUCAACUGGGAGAUGGAGCGGAACCAGCUUCAGCGAUUGAGGGUCAGGUGAACAUUUUAUUUCGGAUGCUGACCAAAUUGUUCCGAGAUACUCUGUCAGCCAUACAGCACACAACCCUGAACAUGGCCAAAGCAUCGCUAAGGCUGUGCCAGGACCCGCCACUCGAAGAGUGCCUUGCACUAGUCCUCCUGACGCUAGUCGAGAUGGAACCUGGCUCCAGUCCGACAACAGGUCUGGAACGCCUUCGUAGCCUCCUCCAGACUUCAUGUUCGGCGACGAAUAAGAGGCUUGUAGGUCACGUCUACACGAUCGCAAGCAAAUUGAUGGACAAUCGCUCGCACAGCACCCUUCAAGCCGUGCUCACCACCAUCUUUUGCGCAGUCAGCAUUCUGAUAGCCACUGUCCCAGCAGUCGGCGGCUCGACGCCCUCUGGUGCCAUGGUCGCGGCCGCCCUCACACUGUCACCGCUCAUCACAGUUGUUCUCUUAAGCAAUGCCAUCGGUGCGCCUGCAUCACUACGUCGAGUACAAGAAAUCAUGAAUGAAUUCGACGAACGAUGCACUGCCUCACAUCCGGGUCCAUUAUUGGUUACUUCGAGCGCCAUCAACGCGGCCGAUCUUGACAGUCUUGUCUUCACAAGCGGCACGACGUGGUAUCAACCAAGACGCUCAGACAAAGGAACUUUGCCCCUUACUGCGUACUUCGGAAUAACGACCAUACUGCUGCUUACUGACUUCAUCCUUUCCUUCGCGGCCGCGUUCGUUGCGCUCGCAGGCCCGCCAGCCUACGUCAACGACCGCCACUGGGUCUUAGUCGGCUUGUUCUUCGCCUGGGUUGCCAACGCCCUCACAUCCCGCAUCCUCAUACAUUGGCUAGCCGGCAGCGACAAAGAGCCCCGUAGUUAUCAGCGCUUAGGCCUGUACACUGGCAUUAAAGACCUUGCUGUGGCGCUCGCAGUAGCCGUACUGUUUUCGGCUACUACGUGUGGCUGGCUGAGCACCUGCCGUAUUUGGGCCAACAUGUACGGGUUUCCAGGACGCAGCUCCCACACGGUGCCGCUGAACAAUGAUGCAGCAUUUCAUUUCAACAACUACACGCUGUAUCCGUGGCUCGUGGGUGUCUGCCUGGGCUCCCACUUUCUGACUUACAUUCUGAUCAGAUGGUUCCUAUGGCCGUGGACGACAUUCCGUCUCUUUGCUUAAAGCAUGGAGGAUGUUUGUGCUCGAUGAAGUUCGUGAGCCGGGGAGAGGCAGCUCCUUCAACAAUGCGAAAAGUUUACGAUGACAGCAAUACGCCGCCCGUAUAUGCCGGAGAACGUGAUGUCCAGAUCUGUCAGGUUUGCCUCGAGUCGCUCCAGAUACUGUGUAACGAUUCAUCUGUUGU